Molecule: messenger RNA, 1420 nt
Organism: Drosophila willistoni
Lineage: Eukaryota; Metazoa; Arthropoda; Insecta; Diptera; Drosophilidae
Product: skin secretory protein xP2
Exons: 2
Coding region: 293-1285 (330 amino acids)
Source: RefSeq, a predicted model, not a curated record
CAUGAAUACACAUACAUAUUUAACGUUAUUUGGAAUAGUCUUAGUUAUCCAUAUUCAAUAUUCAGAUUACGAGCUACGUCAACCAUUAUGGCAGGGCAAGUCUUCGGCCGCUUCUUCGCAUAUUAUCAUGGAGCCGGACUUCAGGUUUUGUUUAUUAUUUUUUCUGACGCUUUGCAGAACUUCACCCAAGAGCAGAGCACUGUAUAUAAAUAGUUAAGUCGGCGCGAAUCAACAGACAGAAGCGCUUUCGAACGCCUUUGGAGUAGAAGCAGAAGAGUUUGUUGCAGCAAAAAUGAAAUUCCUGGUUAUUGCCGUUGCCUUUUUGGCCUGCGCCUAUGGCGAUGUCUCCCAUUUGGGUUAUGACUAUUCACCACCAGCACCGGUUUACCAACCAGCACCUCAAAUCCACUAUGAAGCACCUGCACCCAUCUCUAUCCCGGCUCCUGCUCCAGUUCACAUUCCCGCUCCUGCCCCCGCACCAGUGGUUAUCCCCGCACCAGCCCCCGCUCCAGUUGUGAUCCCAGCUCCAGCUCCAGUGAACACUUACAUUCCACCUGCACCAGUCCAUUACGAGGCUCCCGCUCCAGUUCACAUUCCCGCUCCUGCCCCCGCACCAGUGGUUAUCCCCGCACCAGCCCCCGUGCACAUUCCCGCACCAGCCCCCGCACCAGUGCACAUUCCCGCCCCCGCCCCCGCUCCAGUUGUGAUCCCAGCUCCAGCUCCAGUGAACACUUACAUUCCACCAGCACCAGUCCAUUACGAGGCUCCCGCUCCAGUUCACAUUCCCGCUCCUGCCCCAGCACCAGUUGUGAUCCCUGCCCCUGCUCCAGCCCCCGUGCACAUUCCCGCACCAGCCCCCGCACCAGUGCACAUUCCCGCCCCCGCUCCAGUUGUGAUCCCCGCUCCUGCGCCAGUUAAGACCUACAUUCCUCCCGCACCCGUUCAGCAUGUGCAUGUUGAGGCUCCCGCCCCAGCUCCUGUGUACCACGCCCCAGCUCCUGCUCCAGUGUACCACGCCCCAGCUCCUGCUCCAGUGUACCACUCUGCACCAGCUCCCGCUCCAGUGUACCACUCUGCACCAGCUCCCGCUCCAGUGUACCACUCUGCACCAGCUCCCGCCCCAGUGUACCACGCCCCAGCACCUGUGGUCCACUCUGCCCCGGCUCCAGCUCCUGUCUACCAGUCGACCAGCAGCCUGCAAGCUCUCGAGGAGAUCGAACCCGUUUCCGCUGAUGGUUACCGUUACAAGACCGUCCGUCGUCGCGUCUACCGUCACCGUUUCUAAGUUAUUCCCACAAGGAAAAACCAAAAUACUUUAAUAUUUUCCUAAAGAAUUUCCCAUGGAAUUUCUUAAGACAAAAAUCGAACCCCUACGAAAAAAAUUAAAUUUUGAUUGUUGAAAAAAAAAGCACAUCCAAUU